This is a messenger RNA of Frankliniella occidentalis (western flower thrips), 3843 nucleotides long. RefSeq lists its product as uncharacterized. Gene Ontology annotation, cellular component: extracellular region. Gene Ontology annotation, molecular function: chitin binding. Lineage: Eukaryota; Metazoa; Arthropoda; Insecta; Thysanoptera; Thripidae. The transcript is spliced from 10 exons. The record is from RefSeq and is a predicted model, not a curated record. Bases 157 to 3843 code for a protein of 1228 amino acids.
AGAGCGGUUCUCGCUCAGUCCGGCGCGAGACCGCGAGUGGGGCGGUAGUUUCUAGCGGUGCGGGAGGUGUGUGUUCCAUCGAGUGCUGCCCGAUACACUGGAUUACUGCUGUUUUGACUUUAUUUAAGUUUUUAUUUAAUUUAUUCGUCGAAACAAAUGUUAAAAAUGGGAAUGCAUCAUCGUCGUCUGUGGAGCGCCGUCGCCGCGCUCGUGCUGCUGGCUUUUAAUGCACACGCGCAGAGACGCGGCUCGUACGGCGCCGGGGUCACACAGGCCACCGAGUUCGACUGCCCCGAGGAGUUCGGCUACUACCCGCACCCCAGCGACUGCACGCAGUACUACGUGUGCGUGUUUGGCGGCGCGCUGCUCGAGUCCUGCACGGGAGGGCUCAUGUACAGCCACGAAUUGCAGACUUGCGACUGGCCCCGCAACGUUGGCUGCGGUGCGGACAGCGCGGCUGACACCCCGACCCCCGCCAGGAGCCCGCCACCCGCACCGCGCACGCCGCUCAGGCCGCAGCCGGCGCUCUCUCGCGAGCAACAACAACAAGAGAGGCGCCAGCGUAUCGAGCAGGAGGAGCUUGCCAAGCAGCAGUUGUACGCCGAGGACCUGGGCCCGGCCGAGGAGGUGGAGAGCGACCGCCAGCAGCGCGUGUACCGCGGGCAGCCCUCCAGCCUAGGACAGGUGGCGCGCGACCGCGACGGGCUGCGGCACCAGCCCAACACCAUCCAGGCGCCCAGCAACAGCCGCGACAAGGCGUCCGUCGUCUCCUACGCCACCCAGCAGCCGCCGCCGUACAGCGGUGACGCCCUAGACCUGACGCUCGGACCGCCUGACCACCACAACCUGUUGACGUACAAGCGGCGGAAGAAGCGGCAGGUCCGCAGACAUGCGACUAGACGACACGUGUACCCGCACCCCCUUGCCGCCCCGCCGCCCCCCGACGACACGCCGCCCCACUACAGGCUGCUGUUCGACCCGAGCGCCGCCUCCACCGCGCCGCCCCCCGCACACCUGGCGGCCGGUCCAGCCGCCCUCAAUCUCAGCGCCUUCCUGAGUCCACGUCCGUCGCCGGGCUUCGGCCCCUCGCGCCCGCACGCCAAGGCCUCGGCCUUCUCACACCCCAUCAACGAGGAUCUUCGGCCACCUCCACUACGGCCUGCUGACGGCAAACCGGACGUACACCCCAUGUCGGUACCGUACCGCACCCUCCCUGCUGACGGUGACGGCGCCGGCGGCUUCGUCCCCAUCCCGAACCCUGCCGCGGCCCCGCGUGCGCCACCCGUCGCCGUGUCGCUCACCUCGACCGCCAACCCCGCCCACCUGCACUUCCAGCGUCUCGAGAGCCAGACCUCGCGCCCGGCCACCGGCACGCAGAUCACUUCGCCGUCGUCGCACGUGCACGAAGUGUCCACGGCCAAGUUGGAAGCGGAGACCAGCCAGUCCUACAUCAACGAGCGCGGCGAACGGCUGCACGGAAACUACCGGGACCCCGCCGCUCCCGGGGCCACCGUCAACGGCAAGACGCCGCUGCCGCCGAUUCCGUGGGUGGACGAGCGGGCCACCGCCUCGCCCGUGGUCAGUACCGGGACAAGCGACCACGACGAGGAUGAGGACGACGACGGUGACGAAGACGACGACGAGGACGAAGACGAUGGGAAGAAAAACAAGCUAACCACCAAGGAGUCCACCAGGAAUACGGUUCCAUCCGGGGACCAGGAUGACGACGACGCUGGCUUUAACGAGCCCGACGAUGAAGAGUUCGGACCUGAUAGUGACAAGCUUAGCAGGCGACCAAACAAGAACAAGAAAGACGAGCAUGAGUCGCACAUCAUGAUCUCUGACUUUAAGCUCACCACCGACCCCUCACCCGAUCACCAUCACGAGGAGGAGGAGACCGUCACGGGUGCGCCCGAGGCGACGCUCACGCGGCCUAGCGCGCACCACCACGACGAGGAUGACGAUGGUGAUGAGGAGCAGCACCAGAACCACCAAGAAGACGAUGAUCAUGAUGAUUUCUUCGACCCAGACUUGGACGGGAAACCGAUGAAGCACAAGAAGGCGCCCGCGCAAAGUCAGUCGCAGCCCGUGACGGCGGGCCCCCCUCGGCCCACCAGGCCGCCAGCGCCCCCGAGCCCACCAGAGAAAGGCUUCACGCCCGCGCAGCCGGGGGCGUUGGGGCUGGACGACGACGAUGACGACGAGGCCAAGCAGGGCGAGUACAGGCCGCCAGAGAGCUUCUUCUCUGACGACUUUGGCAAGGAGUUCGACAACGAAGACGGCACCUUCGGGAGCCUUGACUUCGACUACGACAAGUUCAUCAAAGAGAUGGACAAGGGCGUUGACGACAAGGUGCAGGGGCUAGCUAGCAGCGCUGACAAGGCGGGCGCCGCACCCGCCCCCGCACAGCGCCCCAGGGACGCCGAUGAGGCGUUCUUCGGCGACGACCCCGAUGACCGGAAGCCCUCGGCGCCGGCACAGUACCCGCGCACCGGGUACACCUCCGUGCCCUUCUCGUGGGACGCGGACGGGCGAAAGCAUGCCCCUGGCACCAAGGGCAAGGAGUCAGGGGUGUACUACGACAAGUAUCGCGCAAGCAAGUCACCCUUCGGCUCCGAAGCGCACCGGGACAUGCGCUACGAGAAGCAGGGUGCGAGCACCGCCAAGACAACCCCUAAGGGUUUCGUCAACAACCCCUUCGCCGACCCCAACUUCAACUUCGAAAGGUACGUGGACACGAUCGCCGCCACCACAAGCAGAUCGACGGUAACAGCGAUGUCGACGACAACUACCGCCGCACCAGUACGGCCGCCUCGCCCGCACCAGGACGGCGAAGAGGAGGACGAGGGGGACGACGACGAUGAAGACGAGGAGGAAGAGGAAGAGAACGCAAACCACAAGCCGACAAGGAAGUCGGUCCUCGAGAAUAACACGGUGAAGAGCUCUCGGCACAAGCCGACCAAGGAGCCAUCGGCGGAGAGGACGUCCCUGGCGAAGAACCACCGGUACGAAGCGAGUAAGCUGCGGCCGGCGGAGAGCGCGCCCGGCCCUGGUCCCGCCGCCCACGAGUACGAGGACAUGGUGUCAGAGGAGGACAAGCGCUCAGCGCCGAAGUACCCUAGGUCUACAGAGCGCAGCGUGCGCAGUACCACGCCUCAGUACUCGCAGCCGUUCUCGCACACCACUGCCUACAGCGCCUACCCGCGGCGCGGGCCGUACCUGGGCGAGUUCAGCUUCCAGCAGGCCUCCCCUAACAACAUGUUUCUCCCACGGCCCAGAGCGUCCGCGGCCUCCUCCUCUGCACCCCGCGAGCGCUUCGCCGAGCGCGUCGCCCCGUCGGCCGCCGUCACCAGGCCGCCCGGCAUGGCCGUAGAGUCAUCGAGCUUCUCAACCUACGGCCCCACUCCGCUGCAGAGGCUCCGUCAAGAGGCCCAGAGACCCAGGACGGUGUCGAGCAACUCCGUCACGUCCAGCAAGCCGCGCACCAAGACCAAGAACCGACAGCAGGACGACGACAUGAAGGAGUACUACGACGUGCUUGGGUACACAGACGAGUACCGCGUUGAGAACGUGCACCUGGCGCCGACCGACGGCUACGAUGAUCUCAACCCGCUCAAGCACAUAUACCCCGACAUCAAGGCGCACAUCGGGCUGGCCGACCACGACCACGAGGAGGACGAAGGCCCUCGCGUCAAGGCCAACCAGUACCAAGUGUUCGAGGCCAUCGCCGAGAGCAGGCCCAACAGGACUACGCUGCCCCCGCCGCCCACCACCCCCACUCAAUCAGACCAAACCGUCGAAACUAGUCAUAUUCCAUUAGUCCAUGAGCUUUACGCUUGGUGA